AUGGCACCUGAGUAUGCAGUAAGAGGGCGAUACUCGGCUAAAUCGGAUGUCUAUAGCUUUGGAAUUCUGGUACUGGAGAUCAUAAUAGGUAUGAAAAACUCCAGUUUCCAAGACUCCAGGAAUCUUCAAAGUUAUGCAUGGAAGCAUUGGAUCAAUGGAACAGCUUUGAAGAUAGUGGACUCAACCUUGGGCGAAGAAUUUGAAAAAGACGAGGUUCUGAAGUGCAUCAACAUUGGACUGUUGUGUGUUCAAGAAGCUGCUGAGAAGAGACCAACUAUUUCUGAUGUCAUAUUGAAGCUUGGCUGCUACAGUAAGCUUGGUGGAACUCCUUUACGAACUGGGUUUUCAUUCACUCGGCACAGAGCUUCUCCAGAUUUGAGACUGACUAAUGACUCAUUUGCUUCGAAAACCCCUCAGAUAGAGUUGGUGAAUAUUAUGAGGAAGCUAUAUGAAUCAUAUUUUCUUGCCGCUCACUUGUUCUUGAGCGUUUCAUGUCUUCUUCAUGUUACGAGAGCAAAACAUUUCAGCUGCGAACUCAACAUGAACUACACUUCAGGUAGCCCUUACAACCGAAAUCUCAACCUCACCCUCGCUUCAUUAGCUGCGAACGCCUCUCGAACUGGCUACUUCACAGCCACCACAGGCCAUAGUCCAGACAUUGUUUAUGGGCUCGUACAGUGCAGAGGUUAUACCUCUGCAGAAGCAUGCCAAUAUUGUGCAGAGGCAUUAGCUGCUGAAAUCACACAGAGGUGUCCUCACCAGAAGGAAGCUUCCAUAUUGAAUGGGGACUGCACAUUGCAGUAUGCUGAUUGGGAAUUCUUCACGUUUGCUGAUAUUGUCCCCAGAGUGGGUUUAAUUGGCGAUGAGAAUGCAGCGGACCCAGUUGCACUCAGUAGUCAAUUGGGGGAAUUGUUUAAGAAUCUUUCAUCAACUGCUGCUGUUGAUCCUUCAAGGCUGGCUUUUGGCAGUGAUAGAUAUGGAGACUCCCAGUACGUACAUGGUAUGGUUCAGUGUACAGUUGACUUGUCUGGACCCGAUUGCUACAACUGUCUGCAAGCUAUGAUUAACGAUAUUCCGAGGUUUAUGGCUAACAGAACAGGUGGGAGGAUAUUUGCUUUGAGUUGCAAUAUCCGGUUUGAAAGAUAUUCCUUCUUUCAGUCGCUACUACCACCAGCUGCUGCCUCUUCUGCACCUCCAUGGCUGCAAACGAACCCUACAUCUAGUGGAAGCAAUUCCUCCAAGGAUUAUGGCAAGAAAGUGAAGACCAUUGUUACUUUGGUGGUUAUACCUGUACUAGCUUCUGUGGUAGUGAUAGUAGUUGUUUGCGCUACUGUUUAUUACUUCUUUCGAGUCCGGGCUUCGAGCAGAAAUCUCGAUGGUUCUGCAAUAGUUGGUGAUGAAAGAGCUGCAUCACUUUUGGUUAGCCUCAAUGUGCUGACAGCAGCAACAAUGGAAUUUUCUUCAUCAAACAAACUAGGAGAAGGCGGUUUUGGACCCGUUUACAAGGUACCUUCUAUCCAGUAUAACAUUGGAUCCUCGGAGGUAUUUACCAGGAUACUCCUGGUUCUCAUUUAUGUUCACUCAUACCGCCAGGGGAAGUUGCUUGAUGGACAAGAAAUCGCUGUCAAAAGGCUGUCAACAAGCUCUAGACAAGGCCUGGAAGAGCUUAAAACAGAAUUAAUGUUGGUGGCAAAACUUCUGCACAUGAACCUUGUAAGGUUGUUAGGAUUCUACUUAGAAGAAGAAGAGAAGAUGCUAGUGUAUGAGUACCUACCUAAUGGCAGCCUUGACAAGAUUUUAUAUGAUCCCAAUAGAAGAUUUGACCUGGACUGGGGAACAAGGUACAGAAUCAUAAUCGGGAUUGCUCGAGGACUGCUGUACUUGCAUGAAGAUUCACAGCUCAGGAUCAUCCACCUAGAUUUAAAAGCCAGCAACAUCCUAUUAGAUGAGUCCAUGAACCCUAAGAUUUCGGAUUUCGGGUUGGCCAGGAUUUUCCUAGGAAGUGAAACUAAAGGCAAUACAGAUCGGAUUUCGGGAACUUCUGGCUACAUGGCUCCUGAGUAUGCUAGAAAUGGUUGCUUUUCAGAGAAGUCUGAUGUCUACAGCUUUGGUAUUCUGCUACUGGAGAUUGUAACAGGCAGAAGGAAUGUCAGGAAUCGGAACUCUGUCAACCUUCAAAGUCAUGUAUGGGAUCACUGGAACAAUGGGAUGGCUCUACAGUUGAGGGAUCCGGCGAUGGGGAAUCGAUGGGCAAACACCGAGGUCUUGAAGUGCAUCCACAUAGGUCUUCUGUGCGUUCAGGAAUCUGCUGCUGACAGACCAACAAUGUUGGAAGUCAUCAUGAUGCUCAGCAGCCAUACUGUGACCUAUCCAACGCCUUUGCAGCCGGCAUUCUUCAUCAAUAGAGGAAGCUUUGAAGCAGAUAAUGAUGAUGGAGAUAAAUGUACUGCUGGUUCUGAACUUGUCAACUCCAAAUCAGAGUCAUUGCAGCUGUCCAUAAAUGAUGUCUCCAUCACAGAUUUACAUCCUCGUUGAGAAGUUUUUUUUUUUUUUUUUGUUUCUUUUGAGUUUCUGAUCAUGUUAAAUUGUUCAUCUUUUUGAAUGAUCAUCAGUCAUCACUUAACUUUUGUUGUCUGAGUUAC
Linum tenue is the source of this 2642-nucleotide messenger RNA. The record is from the annotation of a GenBank genome assembly. Lineage: Eukaryota; Viridiplantae; Streptophyta; Magnoliopsida; Malpighiales; Linaceae.